GUUUUAUUUAAAGAGUGAAUGAGGAGAGCGCAGUUUUUCUGCUGUGGAUACUGUUUGAAUCAAAUAUGUCUCACACUGUGACUCUCACCGGUCCCUCGCCGUGGGGUUUUCGUCUGGUGGGUGGACGGGACUUCAGCACACCGCUCACCAUUUCCAGAAUAACACCUGCGAGUAAAGCAGCCCUGGGCGACUUGUCCCCUGGGGACACCAUCCUAGCCAUCAAUGGAGAAAGCACAGAGACCAUGACACACAUGGAGGCUCAGAACCGCAUUAAAGCCUGCACAGAUCAGCUCGUGUUAGUCAUCAGCAGAUCUGGAAAGGUUUGGUCUCCAACUGGAAUUGAAGAAAACAAGACAAGCCCGUACACCAGCACACUGGAGUCUGAGUCACAGACCUUCCGACCAAUCACCAGUGGCUACAGUCCCACUCCCAAGAGUCCGUCCCCCAAGAGUCCCAUCACAGGCGGUGUGGCCUACAACAAUGGCAACUCCAGACCCACAUACAACAAUCCAGCCGGCCUAUAUUCGCACAAUAACGGAAACGGAGCCCUACCGAAGCAGAUGGCAGGCCUCAGCCUGGGCUCCCCCCCCACAGGUGUGCACAGUUUCAGCCCUGAACUACCAGUGAAUUCAUCAGGCAACCGCAACGGUUUCGACACACAGUCAGACGUCUACAGGAUGCUGCAGGACUAUGAGGAACCGGUGUCAGCUCCCAAACAAUCUGGCUCCUUUAAAUACCUGCAGGGAAUUCUGGAAGCUGAGGAUGGAGGGAUCUCACCGGUGGACAGACAGGGAGUCAGGGGCUUGCGUUCCCCUGUCAAAUCCCCCGUGCCAAAGCUGGGCAGCCCCAUAACGGCUCCUCUGACACCCAUCCCCGGCUUACAGAAGCUGCCGCAGUGCACACGCUGUGGAAAUGGCAUUGUGGGAACCAUCGUGAAGGCCAGAGACAAGCUCUAUCAUCCCGACUGCUUCGUGUGUGACGACUGUAGGCUGAAUCUAAAGCAGAGAGGAUAUUUCUUCAUCGAUGAGAAUCUGUAUUGCGAGACCCACGCCAAGGCCCGUGUGCAGCCUCCUGAGGGAUACGACGUGGUGGCCGUGUAUCCCAACUCCAAAGUGGAACUGGUCUAAGCGCGCCGCACUCGUAAACCCAAACACACACACAGGUUUUCCUUGAGGAUUCAGCUUGGCGAAAUGGAAACGAGAAUAACAAACUGAAAUUUCUUUUUCAUUCCCUGCUCAACCUUACCCUGGACUCGCAUUCUGUAGUUUGUUAACCUGCAGUUAACCCUCGUACCGAAAUCGAGCAGCACUUAUUCCUAGGUUAGACAGCCUUCCUAACAUUCGUUCAGAGCAGUUCUGGUGUUGCUUUAAGAAGAAAGUUUUGAAGUGUUAGAUAACAGAAUAGACAAAACAACAUGUUCCAGAAGAACAUCUGUUCACCUAAAUUCCAGUGGCACACCAGCGAUUUAUUUUUCUGAAAGCUGUGGUGAACUGAGGUGCUCAAGAAGGCCGCGAAGAAUGUCUCGAGCCAUGUGGAAAAUGGAAAUGCUAUUCAUUUAUUCAGAAAGUUUGGGACGGCGUGUUUAUUCUUUGGCUAAGAAGCCAAGACGUGUGUCUUCUUUUUUCAGUGAUCUAGCUUCCAUCACCAAAUCCAACUUUAUCUUUGCCAUAAAGUGAAGAAAAGGAGACUGCAAUAGAAAAACUGCAUUUGAUUGGCUCUGAGCAAACUUAUGCUAUAUGCAUGUUGUAUUUGAAUGUGAUUUGGCACCUAAUGGCAUAAUUUUCUGUCGCAAAUAAGCAUUGCAUUCUCAGAAGAAACUUCUACAGACAGUUUUCUCAUACCACCAUUUAGCAUGUUUUGUCAUAAAAGCUAGCUACCUGAAAACAUUUGGUUUAAUAGCGCAGACAUUUCUAGAUAACUCUAUCUGCACAUUAUGUAAAAUGUUUUGGCCAAGCGAUCCUGACUGCGUUUGCAUAUUUGCAUACAGAAUGAAACCAGAAUAGUAAAGUAGAUAUGCUUCUAUUUUUUGGCUUUUCUUUAAGUGGUGAGGCUUUUGUAAAUUCUGUAUAAAAUGAGAAAUGUUUGUUUUUCUAGUUUCUUAUGAAUGAUAUAUAUGUGUGGGUUUUAAAGACGUGUAACACAUAACUCUACUUUGUUGUACUAAGAACCUUCUGUAAAUAAUUUGAAUGCUAACAGAUCAUCUUUCAACAUAAUGACAGAGAACAGAAAAGCGAAAA
This is a messenger RNA of Labeo rohita (rohu), 2237 nucleotides long. RefSeq names its product PDZ and LIM domain 4 (gene pdlim4). Lineage: Eukaryota; Metazoa; Chordata; Actinopteri; Cypriniformes; Cyprinidae. The coding region runs from base 66 to 1127 and encodes 353 amino acids. The record is from RefSeq and is a predicted model, not a curated record. The transcript is spliced from 7 exons. Gene Ontology annotation, biological process: actin cytoskeleton organization; muscle structure development; heart development. Gene Ontology annotation, molecular function: actin binding; muscle alpha-actinin binding. Gene Ontology annotation, cellular component: filamentous actin; adherens junction; Z disc.